Ostertagia ostertagi is the source of this 696-nucleotide messenger RNA. NCBI's taxonomy places the organism in Eukaryota, Metazoa, Nematoda, Chromadorea, Rhabditida, Trichostrongylidae. The record is from the annotation of a GenBank genome assembly.
AUGUUCUUCGUUGAUAUCAAUGGCACUGAAGGCGAGUGGGGUUUCUCAUUUAGACUACUAACGGCUCACAGUCCAGUCACAAUGAGUUGGCUCCCGCUUAAUCUCUACAAAUGGAGAUUGAGUCUCUCUGCCAAAAGCGAGGAGCUUUUUGGAGUUCGCCAUAACGACGACAUGCUCAAUGUUCCGGACGAGGAGCAGUUCAUAUCAAACCUUAUGGUCUAUCACAUGAAACGAAAAGGCUCGUACAAAGCUCAUCAGUGUCAACGCGACGAUUGCAGGUUCAAGCUCGGAGAACGUGCUCCUCCGUCGAACAUGGUGCGCACCAGCAAUUACACAUACUUCAAUUUCUUGCCAAAAUUCCUUUACGCCCAAUUCAAGCAAGUGGCCAAUUUGUUCUUCUUGGUGCUGUCAUUUAUUCAGACAUUGCCUGGACUUGCACCUUUCGGUCGACAGGCAACUAUUGUGCCUCUCAGUUUCAUCAUCGGAACUUCAGCCCGUCGGCGCGUACGCGAUCGCAAGAUGAACUACCAAAAGUGUUACGCGCACACUGACGAUGGAUGGAGAAUGAUUCCAUGGUGUGAUGUGGCUGUAAAUGGCGAGCAGCUGGCGGCUGAUUGUCUCAUUCUCGCAACUUCUGAACCCGGUUCUGUGGCUUAUGUUGAGACAGCAAAUCUUGAUGGCGAAGAGCAAUCUCAA